GCCGGGAAGAUGGCGGCGGUGGACCGGAGCUUGCGCUUGGCGCUGGCCGCCCUGUGGGCUGUGGCGGCCGGGCAGCCGGACGGCGGCGGCGGCGAGGUGGAGGUGCGUGGGGUCCGGCUCGAGAGCGGCGGCGGAGAAGGAGGAGGAAUCGGGCAGGUGCGGAUGGCGGGCGGCGCCAUCGAAGCCGGCGCCGGGGCCCGUUUCCAGCUGAGGGUGUUCGGCGCGCGCCUGGCGGCCGACAGUUGGCCCUGGUUGGCCUUGAGCCGCGAGCGCGAGUGCGGCAGCCGCGGCCUCGCGACCGACUGGCUGCAGCUGGGCGCCAACCAAUCGGACGGCUCGGUGCUGGUGAGCGUGCGGGCCGGCCGGCGGGCGGGCCGUUACUACCUGUGCGCCCUGGUGCAGCGCGAGGGGCCCCUGUGGCGGCCCCCCGGCGGCUGGGAGACCCCGCUGGACAUCCGGCCGCCGCCGCCCUCGGUGUGGGGCCAGGUGCUGGUGCUGGCCCUGCUGCUGCUCGCCUCGGCGCUCCUCCACCUGCUGCGCCUCAGCGUGCUGUGGCUGGAGCCGCCGGAGCUGCGCAUCAUCCGCCACUGCGGCACCGAGGCGGAGAAGCGGCGGGCCGACUCGCUGGAGCCCCUGCGGCGGCGGGGCAACCUGGUGCUGUGCUCCCUGGUGCUGGGCAACGUGCUGGCCAGCUCGUGCCUGGCGGUGCUGCUGCACCAGGCGCUGGGUGCCCUCCUGCCCGCCGUGCUGGUCUGUGCCGCCCUGCUCUUCCUCCUGGGUGAGGUGGUGCCCUAUGCCAUCUGCUCGCGGUACGGCUUCGCCGUGGCCUCCCGCACCACCUGGCUGACCCGCCUGCUGGUGGUGCUCGCCUCGCCGCUGGCCCUGCCCAUCACCCUGCUCCUGGACUAUGCCCUGCGCCAGGACGUCAGCACCUGCUACGUCCGCGAGAAGAUCCUGGACAUGCUGCGCUCCACCGACCCCUACAGCGAGUUUGUCAAGGAGGAGUUCAGCCGCGGCACGCUGAGGACCAAAGUUGUGGAGGACAUCAUGACCAGCUUGAAGGACUGCUUCAUGCUCAGCGCUGAAGCCGUGCUCGACUUCAGCACCAUGUCCGAAAUUAUGCAGUGUGGCUACACCAGGAUCCCGGUUUACGAGGAGGAGCGAUCCAACAUUGUGGACAUGGUCUAUGUCAAAGACUUGGCCAUGGUCGACCCAGAGGACUGCACUCCUUUGAACACCAUCAUCAAAUUCUACAACCACCCCCUGCAUUUUGUGUUCAAUGACACCAAGUUGGACGCUGUCCUGGAAGAGUUUAAGAAAGGCAAAUCCCAAAUGGCAAUGGUCCAGAAGGUGAACAACGAAGGAGAUGGUGAUCCUUUCUACGAGGUACUUGGUUUAGUGACACUUGGGGAUGUCAUCGAAGAAAUCAUCAAAUCUGAGAUCCUCGACGAAUCAGAUAAUAUGGAGAAUAAGGUGAAGAAAAAGCCUGCUCCCAUCAGCACUUCUAUUGAACGCAAGAAGGAAGAUGUCUCGUUUUUUAAGGUGCCUGAUAUCGAUCUAAAGGGAAAGAUUUCACCCCAGCUUUUACUAGCAACUCAGCGUUUCUUAUCCAGAGAAGUGGAGUUAUUCAGCCCCUCGCGGGUCUCUGAGAGCGUUCUUCUCCAUCUACUCAAACACCCCAGUGUCAACCAGGAGGUGAAGUUCAAUGAAAAUCACAAGAUGGCUCCGGAGCAUUACCUGUACCAGCGGAAUCAGCCAGUUGACUACUUCAUUCUGGUGUUGCAGGGACGAGUGGAGGUGGAGAUAGGCAAAGAGGGUUUGAAGUUCGAAAACGGAGCCUUCACCUACUAUGGUGUCUCUGCACUAACCAUCCCAUCCUCUGUCCACCAGUCACCGGUCUCGAAUGUGAAGUGGAGUCGGCGAGACCUGUUCUCCAAGGAUCUCCUGGAAUCUGGGGAGAGUGCAAACCUUUCCAUGUACUGCCCUGAUUACACUGUGAGAGCACUAAACGACCUUCAGGUUCUCAAGGUUACUCGGCUGCAGUAUUUAAAUGCGAUUAUGGCCUCGAGAAUACACAAUUCUUCACUGUCGCCAGAUACAUUUGAACUCAAAGUGAUUCCCAGCAGUCAAGCAAAGUUGCUCAAAGACCAAAACUCCUCCAGAAGUACCAGCAGAAGUAAACCACAAAGCGAAGAAGACAGUCCUGAGAGGGAUGAUGGUGUCUAACCUACGAGAAUUUGCAACGGUAUUUGGCUCUUUGUGUGUCCAAAGCCACACCACUUCAGUAAGCUGCGAAUGUACUGUGCUAGUGCCUGGCUGGAGCUAUGGCCAUCCAUUUGCUGGACAAACUAAUUUGUUACAAAGUGGGUUUGGGAUGGGUUGGAGAAAGGACUUUGUUAUUUUUGUAGACCUUGUGCACCAGGAAAAGACUGGCAUCUAAUGCUAAGACGGCUAACCGUGACUAAUUUCUCAGAUAGAACUCUUUCUCUGAUUUUUAGACUUGGAAGGGUUACAGUUGUUUUAAUCAGUUGCAGUACAAUAGACAAAAAGGUUUAUUAUCACACUCUCCCAUGAACAACGAGGUCUACUGCAGUUACUUGAAGACUACAGAAUGCAGAUGUGUUAAAGCAAUAUUGAAUGUGAAUAUACCACAGUUCGUUUUAAAAUUGUUUUUAACCCCCACACUAAGAUGAAUGCUAUUUAUAGUAAAACCCUGAUUGAUGAAUUCUCUUGAGUUUCUGGUUGUUAGCUUGCAAGCCUUUCAGUCCAUGCAAAUCUUCAUUUAAGAAGGAGAGAAAGUCUGUGUCUCUGCAGGGAGUUUUACUGUCUCAGGAUACAUGAAAGUACUUUACACCCAUUGAAGUGCUUUUCAAGCAUAGUCAGUGGUGUAAGGCUGGCAACGCAGCAGACUGAUGCUCACUCAGCAAGAUCCUGCAACUGUAACUGCCAAGGCUUGGAUAAUCUGCUUUGGUGAAGUUGGAUGGACAAUAAUUAUUGAGUCUGGACAGCAAGUGGUAAGCAGGGGUGGAAUCUCCUUUUUAUUUUUGCAGUAGUGCUGACAGACCUUUGACAUCCCCCACCUGAGAGAGCAAGAUGUGGCCGCUGUUCACUGUUUCAUUCAGAAGCUUAGGAGUCCAACUUUACAGCUAUGCCCUCAGUACUGGACUGGCUUGUCAGCCUGGAUCGUUGUGUGGUUUAUGAUCUGUGGUUUUUACCUGACUAGGUUUCAAUAAUGUGACCUGAGCUGCAAGUCACCAACACAGACACUGUCGACUCCCCAGAUCUGCUAACUUUAGGGACAUGAGAUAAUAUUGAGCUAAGGAUGGAGAGAUCUGCUCUGCAGUAGUAUUCUUUGUGGGCUGGUGAGGCUCUCUUCAGGGCUGCUCGGCAGAUUCUUAAACUAAAUACAAUAGGGGAGCCAAACAUCUCAAUAACCAGUGCAUUCAGGGAACCAGAGGGGAAAUUGUUUUAAAAAUCAGUUUUGAGAUGUAAUGAUUUCUGCACAACCCUUGCAGGAGAGGCUCUUUGCCACUGACCAGGCACUGUUCAUGCUCCAACCAGUGCUUUCAUAUUUAAUCACCUGUCCAGAACUGAAUUCCUUAUUCAGCUGGUUUGAAAUUCUGCAUGACUGCCGAUCAAUUCUUUAGAGAUAAGGAAAGGUUAAGCAUGAAAUAGGAUCUUUGGGCCACUAGUUCGUUACAUUCAGUAAUCUGGACCCGAGAUGUAUCUUGUGUUCCUUUUGGGUGGAGCUGAAUGAUCAGCACACAUUAUCCCUUGACGAGAACUCUAAAAAUUACUUGUGUCCAAACUUCUGUUGGCUAGACUGUCUGAUCCAAACCCUCUGGAUCUUCGUUCAUGAUCUGUCUGACAGGGCAGGUGCAAGCCUUCAGAGUUGAUGCUGUUCUCAGCAUCAUGGGUGUCUGGAAAGGGAAGGUGAAUAAACACGGCUUGGAAGUUCCCCUAGGAAGGAAGGAGAUUGCGUUUAUAUUGUCAGCUCAGAGGCAAUUAACAAGCUCCACGGACUGUGAGGCACCUGUGAAAUGUCGUUACUGAUGCAGUUUUAAAAUAUACCAGCUGAUCCAUGUGGAGAAAUAUCUGGUAAAAACAUGAAUUGACUCUGAGCAUAUCUUUUUGAGGGGUAAAACUUGGCCUGAACCUCAGCGAGUGAUCUCGCAGCUCUUCAGAAUUAACCCACAUCCAAGAUCUUUUGCAUCAACUUGGGAGAAUGGAUGGGCACCUCUGUUUGUUUGAUGACAACUGCGAAGGUGCAACGCUCCUUUCCCGCUGCAUUGAAGUGUUGUUCGAGAUUAUCAGGCUUGAGUUCUCUGGAGUAGCACAUGAACUGACAAGCUACCUAAAUUCACAUUCACCUCUUCCAUGACACGGAGGACAUGUAUGACACGAUGAUGUUGGAGCAAGUGUUUUCUUCAAAUGCUGUAUCCUGUACUUGACUUUCUUUGAAAGAAGACCCAGCUCGAUGUAUUUGGACUUAGAGGCAUGCACCUGGUUUGUAUCACUGAAUACUACAAUGUAUUGAUCCAUCAUUCAGAGAAGCCUAGACCUACACACUACCGUGUGCUUCAGUUCAAGUUGGGAUUGGGUUGCUAUAUGUAAAGUAUUUGUACCACACAAGUGAUAGCCAAUUACCGUGCCAUUGCCAUCGCUGAAUCCUGUCAAAUGUUGUCCUGUGGGUUAUCAUUGAGCAGAAACUGAACUGGGCUUGUCAUUUAAGUAUUGUGGUUACAAGAACAGUUCAGAAACUUGGUAUUUUGCAAGUGAAAUAAACCCUGGAAUUGGCCAAGUUAUUGUUAAAUACCCAAGUGGCUUGCUGAUGUUCUUCAGGGUAGGAUCUAUCUCCCUUACCUGGCCUUCGUGAUGUUUGACACUCUUCCCCUCUGAAAUGCUUGCAGUGUGCUUCCUUGAAGAAGAAGAGCCCCUGUUGCAUGAAUUAAAGUGCAAUCUUUUAAAUGAGAAAUAAUCUGAGAUGGACCGAGAGUUCAUUAAAGCCUCAGGCUGGUCACGGAGAGCAUUUGUUUUGUAGAAUGAUUUGAUCUUCUAAUUUCUGGUGAGCUUUUGACAGUUGUUUCUCUGACUGCCAUUACUGAACUGUUCUGAAAGAGGAAACCUAGCUGCAGUAAGAGCUCCAGCUUAAUUUGAGUGGUUUUGGUGGACUGCUCGCUCGAAAGAGGCAAAUAUAUUGUUUGGGAGAGGGGAAAGAAGCUGGAUUCAACCUUGCUGCAGUAAUCCAGGCCAGAGAGAGGGCUGAAAUACUGCACUGAUCCUUGACUUGUGUCCCUUCAUCUCUUGCUCCCAACACGGGGAAUUUGAACUCCUGUCUGAAGUCAUCGCUGACUUAAACCCUCGAGUGAGAAAGCACCUGGGUGUUUGUGAAGAACUAGCUCUUGAUAAUCACCUUGGAUGGUCACUUGCUGUCUGAUAUGUUUCUCUGAAGACUUUUGCCAUCUUUCCAUCAUGCAUGCAGUGUACUCCUUGGUGAGGGCAGGUGUGUAGACCAUGAUCAAACCUGCAAAUGUGUUGCUGGUCAAAGCACAGCAGGCCAGGCAGCAUCUCAGGAAUAGAGAAUUCGACGUUUCGAGCAUAAGCCCUUCAUCAGGAAUGCUUUUAAAUCAGAUUUUCUGCUGAAUGUGCAAAGUCCACCUGCAGCACGCAAAUUGUAAACAUGCAUACCUGCUCCUUGUCUUUCGUGAGUGUUGGUACAACCAAGAGAAGUUCUGACACAAACCGAGAAGUCGCACGUUCCAUCUCCACUUUGUCUUUAGCAAGCUGGCUUCAGGUGGGCUAUGUGGUGGGAUUGCUACAAUCAGCCUCAAUUCUCUGGGAAGGGGAAUCAGAAAUUCACCCGGGCUUCUCAUCUCCUGACUGCUUUGAGUGAGUGUGAGGAUGCGAUAUACCUCUGCAGUAAAGUCUCACGCUCAAACAGCCUCACUAAAGAAUGGCCAGCCAGAUGGGGUGCAAGAAGCUGAGUCUAGCAACUGACAGGAAGGAUGGAAACCAAGAAAAUGCAAAAAUGCAGAUCUUGCAUGACAGCCUAUCACGACCCUCACAGCUGAAAGUAGAACUAGAAUGUGAUGAGGCACGUCCAGUUAUUUUCUUAUCUCUCCUUUGCUUUUGAUCUGAUUCUGUCUGUCUCUUGCUGAUCCUUCCCUCUUCUGUUAGUCUGCACUGUUUCACUGUUGCUUGCAUUAAUAAGCACACUGUCUAAAACUACAUCAGAAGUAAUUUAUAAAAACUCUGUUUUACCAAAGAGUCUAGCAAGAAAUGUAAGUGCCAAUAAUUCAGCCAAAAUCAGACUUGUGCUUGUUCAAAACACGGUUGUUUUCCCAGUAUAUCUACGAGGUUCUGAAUCAAGAAGCAAUCAUCAGGUUUCAGACAAAUGAUUUUGAGGGUUACUUUGUGCACUUGUAUUUUAUAUACAAACAAAUGUAUUAAAAUUGUGUAGCUUCUGGUACAUAUUUUUAAUCACAUUCCAGGUAAAUAUUUUUUAAUCAUUGCAAUUAAAAGGUACCUCUCAUUUGUAUGUACAUUUAUAUUGUAAUAUUGCAGAUAUAUAUUUAAGAGAAAUGGGUCUGUAUUGUGUUGUAUUGUACUGAUGGAGCUGUUGCGUUAGAUUGCAGGUCAGUUUAAUAAAUUUGUAAAAACUUCA
Hemiscyllium ocellatum (epaulette shark) is the source of this 6664-nucleotide messenger RNA. Its product is annotated as metal transporter CNNM3. The transcript has 8 exons. Gene Ontology annotation, cellular component: plasma membrane. Bases 10 to 2226 code for a protein of 738 amino acids. Gene Ontology annotation, molecular function: transmembrane transporter activity. NCBI's taxonomy places the organism in Eukaryota, Metazoa, Chordata, Chondrichthyes, Orectolobiformes, Hemiscylliidae. The record is from RefSeq and is a predicted model, not a curated record. Gene Ontology annotation, biological process: magnesium ion homeostasis; transport.